This is a messenger RNA of Cyanidioschyzon merolae strain 10D, 1176 nucleotides long. RefSeq names its product fructose-1,6-bisphosphatase precursor. Gene Ontology annotation, cellular component: cytoplasm; cytosol. The record is from RefSeq and is a predicted model, not a curated record. NCBI's taxonomy places the organism in Eukaryota, Rhodophyta, Bangiophyceae, Cyanidiales, Cyanidiaceae. Gene Ontology annotation, biological process: gluconeogenesis; fructose 6-phosphate metabolic process; sucrose biosynthetic process. The coding region runs from base 1 to 1176 and encodes 391 amino acids. Gene Ontology annotation, molecular function: fructose 1,6-bisphosphate 1-phosphatase activity. The transcript has a single exon.
AUGGCGAAGCAAGCACCGCACGCUUUCGUUAGCCUUGGGGCUCCUAAGCUGCGCUCAACAAACAUAUGGGGAAGGGUAUCGGUGUCGGUCUUGCCGCUGGAAACAAGGCAUCAACGUCGCUUUGGUGCAGUGAGACUGCGCGCAGCUUUAGACCUACCCAUGACACUCGGACAGUGGGUUCUCCAACAGGAGAGGCAGCAUCCAGAGACCGCUGAUUUGGCUCCUUUGAUAACAGCCACAGCGACAGCUGGCAAGCAGAUUGCCUCACUGGUCGCCCGAGCGGGCGUGAGCAACUUGACUGGCCUUCAGGGCUCGGUCAACGUGCAGGGCGAGGAGCAGAAAAAGCUGGACGUGUUGACGAACGAGGUGCUCAAGAACGCGCUACGCUCAACAGGGAAACUAGGUGUCUUGGCUUCGGAAGAGGAAAACGAGCCAGUGUCGCUCAUGGAAGAGGCGUAUACAGGUGACUUUAUUGCUGCGUUUGACCCGUUGGACGGAUCCUCGAAUUUGGAUGCAGCGAUCGCCACGGGUACGAUUUUUGGUGUAAUGCGCAGCGGCGAGCACUGUCUGACGGGACCCGAGGACGCGGAUAUAAGUCAGCGACAAAUGCAGUGCCUCGUGCAGACGCUGCAACCGGGUGCGAAUCUGGUGGCAGCGGGCUACAUUCUCUACUCCUCAUCGGUGAUUUUCAUGCUGUCUAUUGGUCACGGAGUGCAGGGUUUUUCUCUGGACCCAGCGAUUGGCGAGUUUGUUUUGACGCACCCAGAUGUUCGUGUUCCGGAGCGUGGCAAGAUCUACUCCUUCAACGAGGCAAACUCGGAUAACUGGGACCCUGUUCUUCAAGAAUAUAUUCGAUCGAUGAAGAAAAAGGGCUAUUCUUCGCGCUACAUAGGAUCUCUCGUUGGCGAUGUCCAUCGCACGCUGAUUUACGGCGGCGUUUUUGGAUACCCUGGUGAUAAGAAGAACCCGAACGGCAAGUUGCGUCUUCUGUACGAGUGCGCACCUAUGGCGUAUCUCAUGGAGCAGGCCGGCGGUAUAGCGACCACGGGAAAGCAAAGAAUUCUGGAUAUUGUUCCGCGAGAUGUCCAUCAGCGAGAGCCGUUCAUUUGCGGAAGCCCCAGGGAUGUUGAGGACCUUUUGAAAAUUUACCAAGGCUCCAUGGCAAUGCGUGGCUAG